AUGGAGUUUCUCGUCCGUUUCUCUCAGGCCCAUGAGUCUUUUCGGCUCCCCGAGCUCCAGGCUCUCGCCGACUUGGAGGGCAUCGACAUGAAAGUCGUCGAGUAUAGCCUAGAUUCUCCCUUCUGUAUCAUCACCCUUCCUUCACCCUCUCUGGCUCCUCGUCUCGUAGCCCGUUCCCUCUUAACCCAAUCCAUCCACCAACUCCUCGCCUCCGCCCCAACCCACGAGAAAAUCCACCCUAUCCUCAAGUCCCAACUCUCCUCCUCCUCUUCCGACUCGCCGUCAUCCACCACAAACACCUUUGACUGGUCCACCGUCACAAAAUCCACCUUCAAAUUCUCCCUCGACACAUACCAAUCCUCCCGGCCCCACGCCUCCUUCGUAUCCCUCAUAAACGCCUACAAAUACCUCCCCCUAAAGGGCGCCAUCGACCUCAAAACCCCCGACCUCGAGCUCACAAUCUUUGAAGACUGGGACCUCCGCGGCGCCGAGUCCCCCAAACGCGUCCACCUAGGCCGCUUCCUCGCCACCGGAGCCCGCUCCCUGUCGCUCAAAUACGACCUCAAGAAACGGGGGUACAUUAGCACGACAUCAAUGGACUCGGAACUCGCCCUCGUCACCGCGAACCUGGCUCACGCCGCCCCCGGCAAACUCUUUUACGACCCCUUUGUCGGGACGGGUUCCUUCCCCGUUGCGUGUGCGCAUUUCGGGGCGCUGGGGUUCGGGAGCGAUAUCGACGGGCGUGCGAUCCGCGGCAGCGGAGGGGAGAAGAGCGUAAAGGGGAAUUUCGCGCAGUACGGCCUCUUGGAGCGCGUGGGCGAGUUCUGGACGGCGGAUUUGACCAACUCGCCGGUGCGGAGGGUCCGGUGGCUCGACGGCAUCGUGUGCGAUCCGCCGUACGGCGUCAGGGAGGGGUUGCGGGUGCUGGGGUGCAGAGAUCCGGAGAAGACGCCGUGGGUUGUCGAAGCUGGAAAGCAGCGGUAUAAGUCGGGAGACUUCAUCGCCCCCAAGAAGCCGUACAGCUUCCUCGCCAUGCUCGACGACAUCCUCGAGUUCGCCUCUGAAACACUCGUCGACGGCGGCCGCCUCUCCUUCUGGAUGCCAACGGCCAACGAUGAGGACCAGGAGAUUCCGACACCCCAGCAUCCCCGGCUCGACAUCGUCGUCACAUGCGUACAACCGUUUAACAAAUGGUCCCGUAGACUUAUUACAUACCGACGCAUUCCCGACAGCCAGGUCGACCCGGAAAGGCUGGCGGCCUACAAACGCACAUUUGUAGCAGGAACAACAGCAGAUGAGUUGAACCCCUUUCGACGGGGCUACUUCACAAAGUUUGAAAAAGAGGAAGCCUGA
Messenger RNA from Colletotrichum orchidophilum, 1353 nucleotides. RefSeq lists its product as uncharacterized. The record is from RefSeq and is a predicted model, not a curated record. Lineage: Eukaryota; Fungi; Ascomycota; Sordariomycetes; Glomerellales; Glomerellaceae. Gene Ontology annotation, cellular component: cytoplasm. Gene Ontology annotation, molecular function: nucleic acid binding. The transcript is spliced from 4 exons. Gene Ontology annotation, biological process: methylation. Bases 1 to 1353 code for a protein of 450 amino acids.